Molecule: messenger RNA, 1449 nt
Organism: Dermacentor andersoni
Lineage: Eukaryota; Metazoa; Arthropoda; Arachnida; Ixodida; Ixodidae
Product: cathepsin D-like
Biological process (GO): cell death; proteolysis
Cellular component (GO): lysosome
Molecular function (GO): aspartic-type endopeptidase activity
Source: RefSeq, a predicted model, not a curated record
UCGAUUUCUCCAUUGUGCUGUGCUCAUCAUACUAGACCGGCCACAAUCGAGCAAGAUGAUACGAAGGCUGCCAACUCUGGCUCUCUGUGCCGUGCUUUUAGGAGCCGCUUCGGCAUUGAUAAGGGUGCCACUGCAUAAAAUGAAAAGCAUCCGGGAGCAGUACCGAGAGCUCGGCUGGCCACUCAACGUUAGUCGCGAUUGGUCCAUCAAUGACGCGAACGGACCCAUUCCGGAGCCCCUCAAGAACUAUCUCGACGUCCAGUACUACGGCAACAUCACACUUGGCAGCCCUCCUCAAGUCUUCGCGGUCCUCUUCGACACAGGCUCGUCAAACCUCUGGGUGCCCUCCAGCAAGUGUCCAGCGAGCACUGCUGCUUGUCGUGUGCACCACAAGUAUUACAGCAAUGAGUCGAGCACAUAUGUCAAGAAUGGAACCCACUUCGAGAUCGAGUACGGGAGUGGUAGCGUGAAGGGCGAAUUGAGCUCGGACACCUUCAGCUUGGGCAAAGUUGGCGUCAAGGGCCAGACGUUCGCCGAAAUUACAGACGAGGACAGCGAAAGCUUCGUCGUGGCAAAGUUCGACGGCGUCUUGGGCCUGGGCUACCCACAGGCCGCAGUUCUCGGUGUACAGCCCGUAUUCGACAGCAUGCUGGAGCAAGGCGUGGUCGAGAAGCCCGUGUUUGCCUUCUAUCUGGACCGCAACAUCGCAGACCCCAACGGAGGUGAAGUAGUGUUCGGAGGAAUCGACGAGGCGCACUACAAGGGAGACAUCACCUAUCUGCCAGUGACGAAGAAGGGUUACUGGCAGUUCAACAUGGACGGAGUGAGUGUGUCUGACAAGGCCACCUUCUGCGAGGGGGGCUGCCAAGCAGUCGCCGACACUGGCACAUCAAUGCUCGUCGCUCCCUCGGAAGACGUCAAGAAGAUUAACGAACUUCUAGGGGCUAAGGAAGCCUCACCAGGACAGUAUCUCGUGGACUGCGAAUCUCUCCCUUCAUUACCCAAGAUAACAUUUCACCUAAACAAGCGAGAGUUUGUGCUCAGCCCGGACGACUAUGUUUUGAAGGUGACGCAAGAAGGAACCACCUUUUGCCUGAGCGGCUUCAUUCCCAUGGACUUUCCACCGGAGAUGGGGCCACUGUGGAUACUGGGAGACAUGUUCAUAGGCCGCUACUACACCAUCUUCGACAGGGGCAACGACCGAGUUGGCUUCGCCGAGGCCCGCUAGUCAGCAUCUAUGCAGCGGAGAAAGCAUGGCUUUGCCGUUCUUUAUACAAAGGCUCCUAAGGCCCACCUUCUAAAUCGGGCUGUUUCUCACGCUGCCACACCCUAGACGUUAUCACAGACCAGCAUCCUCAUUCAACCUCCGAAUGUUCCAUCGUAGUCCAUCCCUUGUCUGGUUCGCGAAGUGUGCCGUAGGAGCAGUUCCAAAUAAAUGCCAUCAUCAUA